ACUAUCAAUCUCUUCUAUCCUCUCUGUCUCUCUGCGCGCUUUGUGUGCUGUCUGUCUAAAAUAUGCGCAGUAUGUCCAGUGCGACUUUUGGCCUCUAUGCCUACACUUUUGUCACUCAUUUUUGUCGGUACACGAUCUUCAACUCGCACUUUUCCCCCAAUGAAAACAGCGUUACGGCCGACGUGAGCAUUAUUAGUAAUUAACGCGAGCACCUCCGCAGAGCGCACGCGCAUUACGACCUACCGAGCGCCGUAAAGAAGAACAAAAGCCGACAUGAACACCGUGAAGAGGCCCUCGGUUCAGGAGGAACUCCAGAGGAAUCCCGAACUGAAGGAAGUCGAUCUGCAGCAUCUGCGAGACUGGUAUACCAAGCAGCCGCAUUACCCGCGCAAUUUUCCCGACGAGGAUUUCGUCUAUUUUCUCCACGUCAGUGACUACGAGCUCGAGCAGGCGAAAGUGACCAUCGAGAAUUUCCUCACCUGCAGGACCCACACCCCGGAGUUUUUCAGCAACAGAGAUCCCGUUGGCUGCAAGGAGCUCCGAACGGCUAUGGGUACUGUGUGCAUAUUACCUCUCGAGCAGAGGACACCCGAGGGCUACGGCGUGUUGUACACGCGACUGAUAAACUACGAUGUGGACCGAUUUUCGUACUACGAUAAUAUGCGUCUCAUGAAUAUGAUAGCCGAAUUGUGGGUCUUGCAGCAAGGGACGAUGAAAGGCCAAGUCAUGAUAUGUGAUAUUCAAGGUGUGAAGAUGUCGCAUGCACUGCGGACUCCACUCAGUGGUGUGAAGAAGUCCCUCCACUAUCUGCAGGAAGCUGCUCCGAUCAGACUCAAGGCUCUGCAUUAUUUGAAUACCUCCUCGGUUAUGGAUUUCAUGCUGACACUUAUGAAGCCUUUCAUAAAGAAGGAGCUUAUGGAUAUGUUCCAUCUUCACCACUCGGUGGAGAGUCUGAAGAAGCACAUGCCCAUCGAGAUUCUACCAAACGAGGCGGGGGGUAAUGCUGGACCGAUCGACGAACUUUACGGAAAAGUCUUGAAAAAUCUCGAGGACCACCGCGAGUACUUCUUGGCCGAGGAGAGGGAGAUGCGAGUAAACGAGUCGCUACGCCCUGGCAAAGGCAAGGCCGCCAAAAAGGUUGCUGAAUUUCAAAGUAGCUUUGAGAAGCUCGACAUCGACUGAUACGAGGAUAAGAGAGAACAGAAGCCGGCAUGAACACCGUGAAAAGGCCUUCGGUCCAGGAUGAAUUCAAGAGAAAUCCAGAACUGAAGGAAGUCGAUCUGCAGCAUCUAAGGGACUGGAGUUCGAAGCAGCCGCAUUAUCCUCGGAAUAUCCCCGACGAAGAUCUCAUUUACUUCCUCCACAAUAAUUACUACAAGCUCGAGCCGACGAAAGUGGCCAUCGAGAAUUUCUACACCUGCAGGACACUCGUGACCGAGUUCUUCAGUAACAGAGAUCCUCUGGGCUCUAAGGAACUUCGAUCGACCAUGGGAGCUAUGUGUAUUAUUCCUCUUCCAAAGAAAACUCCCGAAGGCUACUGCGUGCUUUACGCAAAAUUCAUCAAUUGCGAUGUGGAACAAUUUUUCUUCAACGAUGGGAUUUGCUUGCUUAUGAUGAUACUAGACUUGUGGAUGGUUCAACACGGCACGAUGAAAGGUUUAUCGUUAAACCUCGAUCUGGCCGGUGUGACGAUGUCACACGCUCUUCGGAUCUCACCUAUUAUGGUCAAGAAGUUCCUGUACUACGUACAGGAGGCUAAUCCGGUCAGACUCAAAGCUGUGCACUUCAUGAACACUACGCCUGUUGUGGAUUUCAUUCUAGGACUCAUGAAGCCGUUCAUGAAGAAGGAGCUCCUAGACAAGAUCCACGUGCAUUCUACUUUGGACAGUUUGAAGAAGCACAUGUCCAUCGAGAUUUUUCCGAACGAAUCGGGUGGAAGAGCUGGCCCGAUCAUUGAAAUGAAUUAUAAAGUGAUCAAAAAUUUGGAGGACCACCGUCAGUACCUCUUAGCCGAGGAGUCGGAGAUGCGGCUCAACUUGGCAUUACGUCCCCGCAAGUCGACCAAUGACCUCUUUGGUAUCGACGGUAGCUUCAAGAAGCUCGACAUUGAACUGGCGUUGAGAGACAUUAGUGUUUGUCGAGCACUUGUGGCGCACAGGCGAGGUGCGACUUUCGUACUUUUUACGAAUCAAGAUAUAAUAGAAAUGAACAAGAUAAAGAGGGUGUCAGUAGAGGAGGAGUUUAAAAAAAAUCCAGAGCUGAAAGAAGAGGACCUACAACACUUGAGAGAUUGGAUCAAAAAGCAACCGCACUACCCAAAAAACAUCUCUGACAGCGAUCUCAUUAUUUUUCUGCACAGCUGCUACUAUCGGUUGGAGCCAACGAAAACCUGCAUGGAGAACUACUACGCGUCCCGAACUCACGUUCCGGAAAUCUUUCACAACAGAGAUCCCAUUGGAUGUCGUGACAUCAAAUACACAAUGGAAACGUUACAUGUUGUCCCCUUGGACCAGCCGACACCUGAAGGAUACCGGGUGUUCUAUGCACGAUUGGUGAACUUUGAAGUGGAGCGUUUCAUAUACUACGAUGGUUUGAAGUUAUUCAAUAUGCUACUGGACUUGUGGCUGAUCGAAAACGGUACGAUGAAGGGACACGUGCUCGUCUGUGACAUUGUAGGGGUACAAAUGUCUCACGUUCUACGAAUUCCACCGGUCGGCGUCAAAAAGUAUCUCUUCUAUCUUCAGGAAGCUGUACCCUUAAGAAUCAAGUCCUUACACUUUAUGAACACUACUUCUGUCAUUGACUUCAUCUUGGGUCUUAUGAAGCCUUUCAUGAAGAAGGAGUUCAUGGAUAUGUUGUACUUGCACCCAACGCUGGACAGCAUCGGUAAACACUUUCCCGUUGAAAUAUUGCCAGACGAGGCUGGUGGCAAAGGUGGUUCGAUUUACGAUCUCUUCAGCAGAGUCAGCAAGAGCAUUGACGAAAACCGUGACUACUUUGUCGAAGAGGAGGCAACCAUGCGAAUUGACGAGUCACUGCGACCUGGUAAGGCCAAGAACGCCUCUGAUCUCUUUGGCAUCGAGGGCAGCUUUAAAAAGCUCGACAUCGAUUGAUAGAUAAAAGUUUCUGGUUGGCGAUAACUUUUUUUUAAGAGAGGUAGAGUUUUGAUAGUUUUUUGAGUAUACAUUUAAACUUAUAGAGUGUAGAAAUUUGUAUUUUUCAAUUUUAUGAUUGCUUCGUUGUAAAAAUAAAAAUAAAUAGCAAAAUGAUACCGUCAAUAACAUGUAGAACAAAAUAUAAAUUACAAUUGAUAAGUUAAA
This is a messenger RNA of Nasonia vitripennis (jewel wasp), 3320 nucleotides long. RefSeq lists its product as uncharacterized. The transcript is spliced from 11 exons. Gene Ontology annotation, cellular component: membrane. The record is from RefSeq and is a predicted model, not a curated record. Gene Ontology annotation, molecular function: phosphatidylinositol bisphosphate binding. The coding region runs from base 1212 to 3113 and encodes 633 amino acids. Lineage: Eukaryota; Metazoa; Arthropoda; Insecta; Hymenoptera; Pteromalidae.